UCCAGGUCCAGGUCCAGGCUGUGGCUGAUGCGGCUCGUUUGCUUUAAAUAAUGACUGAAAGUGGAGAGGGCGACGAUGAAUACCAGUUUCUACGAACGGGAGAUGACGUGGUUCUGCAGAGUACUUUCACCUCCCAGGAGGAACAUGUGAAGCUCUGUCUUGCUGCCGAGGGGUUUGGCAGCAGACUCUGCAGGCUUGAAGCCACCUCUAACUGCAAGAAUGUUCCACCAGACUUGUCUGUAUGUGGCUUUGUCCUGGCUCAGUGUCUGUCAGUUAGAGCCCUGCAAGAGAUGCUGGCCCACAGUCAGCGCUCGGCUGCAGAGGUGGGAGCUGGAGGAAGCCAUCGCACCCUUCUUUAUGGCCAGGCAGUGUUAUUCCUACACUCAUACAGCGGCAUGUAUCUCAGCUGCUUGUCUUCAUCGCAGUCGUCAACUGACAAACUGGCUUUUGAUGUCGGUUUGCAAGAGGACAAAGCAGGUGAGGCGUGUUGGUGGACCGUCCACCCAGCAUCCAGACAGAGGUCAGAGGGUGAGAAGGUGCGCGUUGGAGAUGACCUCAUACUCGUCAAUGUGUCCUCAGAGAGAUAUCUGCACCUGUCCUUUGGCACUGUAUUUGACAACAAAAGCUUGAGUGACAGCCUGAUUGUCAAUGCAGCCUUCCAGCAGACUCUCUGGAGUGUCGCUCCCAUCUGCUCUGGAGGUGGAGUUGCUCAAGGAUACCUUAAGGGGGGUGACACAUUGCGGCUACUCCACAGCCAUAGUGACGCAUGUCUGACUGUUCCACCCGCAGAGCAGGGAGAUGAGCUACAGAGGAUAAUGCAUUAUGAGAUUGGAUCAGUCUCCAGCCAUGCCCGCUCUCUCUGGAGGCUGGAGAUUCUGCGUGUUGUUUGGAGCAACAGGCAUACAUGCUGGGGGCAGCCUUUCCGACUCUGCCAUCUUACCACUGGGAGGUACCUGGGCGUUACUGAGGAGAAAGGCCUGCAUCUGGUCGAUCGGGACAAGGCUGAUAUCAACACAAGCUCCUUCUGCUUUCGAUCGUCGAAGGAGAAACUCGACUCUGGCACAAAGACUAAUGUCGAUGGCAUGGGGAUCCCAGAGAUAAAGUAUGGAGACUCCAUUUGUUAUGUUCAGCAUGUAGACUCUGGGCUCUGGCUGACCUACCAAGCCAUUGAUGCCAAAUCUAUGCGCAUGGGAGUGGCUCAGCGAAAGGCCAUUCUGCACAGCGAGGGUCAUAUGGACGAUGGGCUGACGCUGUCUCGUUCUCAGAGGGAAGAAUCUCACACUGCCAGACUCAUCCGGAGUGCUACACUCCUCUUCACUCGCUUUAUCAGGAAAUUUGAUAGUUUUAGUCAACAAGGAAACUUCACGUCUGUCAGCCUGCCAAUGGAGAUGGUGACACGUAGUCUGCAGGAUUUAAUAAACUAUUUCCAACCUCGACUGGGGGGGCUAGACCAGGAAUCCAAACAGAACAACAUGACGGCGUUAAAGAAUCGGCAGAACAUGUUUCAAGAAGAGGGGGUGAUAGAUUUGGUCCUAGAUUGUAUUGACCGUCUACACCAAUGUAGUGCUUCACAUUUUGCCGAGGCUGCUCAAAGUGACACAGGAGAAGAGUGGGAGAUCAUCCUGAACUGUUUCUAUGAGCUGUUGGCUGCUCUGCUCCGGGGAAACCGUGUAAACUGUGCACAUUUCUCAAGUUCUCUAGAUUGGCUGAUUAGCAGGCUUGACCGGCUGGAGGCCUCUUCUGGAGCCUUGGAGGUUCUGCAGUGUGUCCUAGUGGAAAGUCCCGAAGCACUCAAUGCCAUCAAAGAAGGGCACAUUCAUUCUAUCAUCUCUUUUCUCGACAAGCACGGAUGCAACCACAAGGUGCUGGAGGUGUUGUGCUCUCUGUGUGUGUGCCAUGGUGUGGCCGUGCGAUCCAAUCAGAAUCUCAUCUGUGACAACCUGCUGCCAGACAGAGACUUGCUGCUCCAAACACGCCUGACUAAUCGGGUCACGAGCAUGAGACCAAACAUCUUCUUAGCUACGGGGGAAGAUUCAGCCCAGCAUCGCAGGUGGUACUUUGAGCUGGUGGUGGAUCACGUCGACUCCUUCCUCACAUCUGAGCCCACACACCUGCGUGUUGGCUGGGCUUGCACUGAGGGCUACCAGCCCAGGCCCACAGGAGGUGAUGGCUGGGGGAGCAACGGGGUAGGAGACGACCUCUGCUCCUACGGUUUUGAUGGGCUUCACCUCUGGUCAGGCUGUGUGGGCCGCAGAGUGAGCUCUCCGUUCCCCCACCUGCUAAAAGAUGACGACGUGGUCAGCUGCUGUCUUGACCUUAGUGCUCCUUGCAUCUCCUUCCGGGUCAACGGUCUACCUGUGCAGGGCAUGUUGGAGAACUUCAGUGCUGAUGGACUUCUUUACCCUGUGGUCAGCUUCUCUGCUGGAGUCAGGGUUCGUUUUCUGUUUGGGGGAAGGCAUGGAGAGUUUCGCUUCUUGCCUCCACCAGGUUUUGCUCCGUGCUCUGAUGCUCUGCUCCCAAGAGUGAAGCUGAAGGUAGAGCCAUGUCACAAAUAUAUCUUGGAUCGUGGAGAAGGGAAACAAGAGCUUAUUGGCCCUUUAAUACCUGCCACUCCAGUGACCUUUACUCCCGCACCAGUAGACAUCAGCAAGGCGGUAUUGCCCCCACAACUUGAGGACAUUCGAGAGAAAAUGGCUGAUAACAUCCAUGAACUCUGGGCAGUGGAUAAGAUUGAUCUCGGAUGGACAUACGGACCUGUGAGAGAUGAAGUUAAGAGGCAUGAUCCCUGUCUGGUGGAGUUCUGCAAGCUGUCAGAGCAGGAGAGGAGCCCGAAUCUCCACAUGGCGCAGGAUACCCUGAGGACUCUUCUUGCUCUUGGUUUCCACAUUGGUUUCACUGAUGACCACGCUGAGGAGAGAGUCAAAUAUAUGAGACUAGGCACCAAGUAUGAGCAGCCCAGUGGCUAUAGACCUGCCCCUUUAGACUUGAGCCAGGUUUUUCUGAGCCCAGCUCAUGAGGAAGUGGUGAACUUGCUGGCAGAGAAUGAUCACAAUGUAUGGGCCAGAGAGCGUAUCAAGCAGGGAUGGACCUAUGGAGCCCAACAGGAUGUGAAAGCAAAGCGGAGCCCGUAUCUUGUGCCCUACAGCCUGCUUGAUGAGAGGAGUAGGAGACCGGGCAGGGAGAGUGUCAGAGAGGCUGUCUGUACUCUGCUGGCCUAUGGUUACAGCCUCGAGUCCCUCAACCAAGAACGGAGCAUAUUAUCAGAUCCAUGUCCCUUCUCUGCUGAGAAGUGCAGAGUGUUCAGACCUGAUAAGUCAUACGCUGUAACCUGGGGGAAGUGGUACUUUGAGUUUGAAGUGGUGACAGCGGGGAAUAUGAGAGUGGGCUGGGCCCGACCGGGCUGUACCUCAGAUAAAGAACUCGGCUCAGAUGACCAGGCAUAUGUCUUUGAUGGAUUUGAGGCUCAGUGGUACCAUCAGGGCAUUGAACCCCUGGGACGUCCAUGGCAGAAAGGCGAUGUGGUGGGUUGUUUGGUAGACAUGGCUGAACGCACCAUGAUGGUCACGCUCAAUGGAGAGGUGCUGUUUAAUGACAGAGGAUCAGAGCUGCCCGCCAAGGACUUUGAUAUUGGAGAAGGCUUGUUGCCUGUGGUCAGUGUCGGGGUGAACCAGGUGGGGAGGCUGAACCUGGGUCGCCAAGCGGGUUCUCUGCAGUACUUUAGUGUGUGUGGCCUGCAGGAAGGCUAUGAACCAUUUGCUGUCAACAUGGCCAGAGACCCAACCCUGUGGAUGAGUUGGAAGCAGCCACAUUUUACCUCCAUAAUGCCCGAUGAUCAUAAUUUACAGGUCACUAGAGUCAGCGGAUCAAUGGAUUCAUUAUCCAGCCUGAGAGUCUCUCAGCGGUUGUUUGCACACCACGGUGGAGGCACUGAAAUGGGCUUUUACCGGCUCAGCAUGUCCAUCGAAUGUGCUACGAUCCUCACUACCCCUGCAGGGAACAUGCUUCCAGGGGCCUCCAGCUCUCUCUCUCCAGGAAGAAAAGAGCAGGAGGAGGUGGACUCUGACUUUGAAGUGUUGAGAAAGUCAGCCCAUGGUUUUGCUGGCUCAAGAGAUGAACUCAACCAUAAAGACCACAGUCAAGACAAAGCAUCUAGGCUGAAACAUCGGUUCAUGCUGAAGAAGACUAAACCAGGUCUAGUCAGCAGAGACUCAUCUGCACGGCUCCUAGAAGAUGUUGUCAUCGACAAAGAUAACUAUGAUCACCUUAUUCAGAGCUCCAGAUAUUAUUACUCAGUGAGGGUUCUUCCAGGCCAGGAGCCAUUCAAUGUAUGGAUAGGCUGGGUGACCUCUGAUUUUCAUCAACAUGACAUGACCUUUGACCCUGACAAUGUCCCCACUGUGACUGUCACCCUCGGAGAUGACAGCGGCAAAGUCCAGGAAAGUGUGAAACGGUGUAACUGUUACAUGGUGUGUGCUGGAGAGGCAACCGGGCUGUCUCAUAGUCGCAGGAGUUCAGGGUUGGAAAUUGGCUGUUUAAUUGACACAGCCACUGGGCUGCUAACCUUUACCUCCAGCGGAGUGGAGAUGGCAACCUUCUACCAAGUGGAAGCCAGCACAAAACUAUUUCCUGCUGUUUUUGUCAAGCCCACCACCAGCACCAUGUUCCAGUUUGAAAUGGGAUGCAUUAAGAAUGCGAUGCCACUGUCGGCAGGUUUGCUGCGCAGAGAGAGAAGGAAUGCCACUCCUCAGUGUCCUCCAAGAUUUCAGGUCCAGCAACUCAGAGCAGUUUCGUGGACCAGAGUACCAGACCAUGCAUUAAACGUGACAGUGGAUCGGCCAAAUGAGUGCCAUGGCUGGAGAGUCCAAUGCUCUGAGCCCCUGCAAGUCAUGACCCUUCAUGUCCCUGAUGAAAACAGGUGUGUUGACAUUUUGGAGCUGUCGGAACUCAAGGACUUCCUGACCUUUCAUCACCACACUCUCCUCCUCUACUGCUCCUUGUGCACCCUUGGAAACACUAGAGUUUGCCAUGCCCUCUGCAGCCACGUGGACCAAUCCCAAGUCCUCCAUGCCAUUCAGAAUCCUCAGCUCCCUGGCCCACUCCGCUCUGCAUUUUACCAGCUACUUAUUCAGGUUCAUCUCAGCAGCCACAGCACAGCAUGUCUCAUGACGAGCCACGAAUACAUUGUGCCCAUGACUGAUGAGACCAGAGAAAUCACCCUUUACCCCAGCCAUGCUAAUGGUGUCAAUGGAGGCUGUGGUAUUCCGACCACUAGUCUUGGCACAUCCCUUAAACCACGGAUGCAUUUCUCAUCUCCUUGCUUUGUCAGGAGUGAUGGAAUAGAAGGCGAAGUUGAAACAGCCUGCACAGACAGCCCAGAAAUCCCACUGGACAUAUUGAAGGACCUGACGGUGGAGAUGCUGACUGCAGGAGUAUGGGCAGUGGGUCAAGGUGUUAGAGAUCCUGUGGGAGGCAGCAUUGAGCUUCUGCUGGUUCCCAUAAUUAAACUGUUUUACACCUUGCUGGUAAUGGGGGUAUUUAGUGAUCAGGAUCUAUGGAAGGUUCUGAGACUGAUAGAGCCAGGAGUCUUCUCUAUAGAUACCGAAAACCCAGCAGAGGAAGACGAAGAAGAAGCUAGUGACGAUGAAGAAUGGAAAGAGGAUGACAAAAAAGAAGAUGACACCCCUAAACAUGGACUUCUUCAAAUGAAACUUCCAGAAGCUGUCAAACUUGAGCUCUGCCAUCUGCUGUCCUACCUGUGUGAUAGCCAGUUGCGCCACAGGGUUGAGGCCGUGGUUGCUUUCUCUGACAACUUUGUGGGUCAGCUGCAGGAGAACCAACGCUUCCGCUACAACCAAGUCAUGCAAGCACUCAACAUGUCCGCCGCUCUCACUGCCCGCAAGACGAAGGAGUUCCGCUCACCUCCACAGGAGCAGAUCAACAUGCUGCUGAGUUUUAAAGAGGAUGAACUAAACAGUCCAUGUCCAGAAGAAGUUCAACAGCUCCUGCAAGACUUCCAUCACCUCCUCAACACACACUGCGGGAUUGAAUUGGAUAAUGACACAGAGGAUGAAAAGGAUGCUGAAAUGUCUGUAAAAGAUCGACUUCUCAGUCUAGUGGUGAGAGUCAUUGGACUGAAGAAAAAACACAUGGAAGUGGAGGAAAGUAGACCACAGAGUGCUAAGUCCCUGAAAAAGCUCAUUUCUGAGAUGAUGGUGCACUGGGCUCAAGAGACUGAGAUGGAGGACCCUGAACUGGUUAGGGCCGUCUUCGCAUUGUUGCACCGCCAGUAUCAGGGUCUUGGGGGUCAAAUGGCAGGACCCCUCUGCAGAGCGUAUACCAUAAGCCAGGCUUCAGUAGAGGACACCAGAAUUCUCCUCUCCUCCCUGAUUCAGAUCCGCUCCCUCCUCAGUGUCCGCAUGGGGAAAGAAGAGGAGAGGCUUAUGAUCAGAAAACUAGGCGACAUCAUGAAUAACAAAAUUUUCUACCAGCACCCCAACCUAAUGAGGGCAUUAGGGAUGCAUGAGACUGUGAUGGAGGUGAUGGUCAAUGUUCUAGGAGAAGGGGAAUCAAAGGAGAUUACCUUUCCCAAGAUGGUGGCAAGCUGCUGUCGAUUCCUGUGUUAUUUUUGCCGCAUUAGUCGUCACAAUCAGGGAGCCCUUUUUGACCAUCUCAGCUACCUGCUGGAAAACAGCAGCGUUGGACUAGCUUCACCUUCCAUGCGUGGGGCCACUCCUCUGGAUGUGGCAGCAGCCUCUGUCAUGGAUAAUAAUGAACUGGCCUUAGCGCUGAGGGAACCUGACCUAGAGAAGGUGGUUCAGUACCUUGCUGGCUGUGGUCUCCAGAGCUGUCCGAUGCUAGUGUCUAAAGGCUACCCUGAGAUUGGAUGGAACCCUGUGGAGGGCGAGCGUUACCUGGAUUUUCUACGUUUUGCUGUCUUCUGUAAUGGUGAGAGUGUCGAAGAGAAUGCUUAUGUGGUAUUAAGGUUGCUGAUUCGUCGGCCUGAGUGUUUUGGCCCUGCCCUGCGCGGUGAUGGGGGAAAUGGUCUCCUUGCAGCCAUGGAGGAAGCCAUCAGGAUUUCAGAUGACCCUUCUAUGGAUGGACCUUGCACCACAUACCAGUCCAACAGAGCACUAGAUGUUGUCCAGGACAAUGAUGAUGAUCUCAUUCACAUGGGGCAUGCAAUCAUGACCUUCUACUCUGCUCUUAUCGACUUGCUGGGCCGCUGUGCUCCAGAGAUGCACUUGAUUCAAGGAGGCAAAGGUGAAGCUAUCCGCAUCAGAGCCAUUCUGAGGUCGCUCAUCCCCAUUCAGGAUCUUGAGGGAGUUAUCAGCAUCUCCUUUCAAAUCCCUUCAGUGUCAAAAGAGGGUGUGGUGGUCGAGCCUAACCUAUCCACAGUGUUCUGCCCAGACCACAAGACAGCUAUGGUUCUGUUCCUGGACCGAGUUUAUGGCAUCGAGAGCCAGAGUUUUCUUCUCCACCUACUAGAAGUUGGCUUUCUGCCUGACCUUCAGGCAGCUGUCUCUCUAGACACCGCUGACUUAGGAGCCACUGAUAUGGCCCUCGCCCUCAACAGAUACUUGUGCACAACUGUGCUUCCCCUCCUUACCAAAUGUUCAGCUCUCUUCUGUGCUUUAGAGGACCAUGCAUUGCUGCUGGAUUCUCUUAUCCAGGCAAUCUACAGCCUCUCCAGAGCUCUUAGCUUGACCAAGGCUCAGAGAGACACGAUUGAAGAUUGCUUGUUGGCUGUGUGCAGUAAACUCAAAGCAUCUAUGAUGCAGCCUCUCCUUCGACAUCUUGUCUUUGAUGUUCCUCAUCUCACAGAGUACAGCAAGAUGCCACUAAAGCUCUUGACCAGUCACUAUGAGGAGAGGUGGAAGUACUACUCGCUAACUGCAGGGCAGAGUGACCAGGCGUCUGAAGAGGAGCUCCACCUGUCUAGAAAGCUGUUCUGGGGUGUGUUCAAGGCUUUGGCAAAAAAGCCCUAUGAGCCUCAGUUAUCGAAGCUCUGUGUUCAGUGCCUGGCUGCGGUUGCCAAAGCACUGCCUCCUGACCACAUGGACUCAAGUGGUGUGUCCCAUACGGAUAGAAAAACCUCUAUGGACACAGAAGGACACUUUGACCCCCAGCCCGUAGAUACCGCCAAUGUGUUAGUGCCGGAGAGACUGGAGUUUGUAGUGAACAAGUACGCAGAGCAUACUCACGAGAAGUGGUCACUGGACAAGUUUGCCAAUGGCUGGGUUCAUGGGGAACAGCUUUGUGAGAACACCAAGGUUCACCCUCUCCUUAAGCCAUACAGGGCUCUGGCUGAGAAGGAGAAGGAGGCAUACCGCUGGGCUAUUAAAGAGACAAUAAAGAGUAUGCUGGCUUUCGGAUGGACCAUAGAGAGGACCAAAGAAGGAGACCCAUUUGGCACACAUACCUGUACACGUAGAGUCUCUCAGUCUGGACAGCUGUCUUUUGAAGGAGCAUCAACAUUCAGCCCCAAACCUAUGGACAUGAGCAGCAUCACCUUAUCAUGGGAUCAGUGUGGCAUGGCUGAACAGUUGGCUGAAAACUACCACAAUGCCUGGGCUAAGAGGAAGAAAUCUGAACUUGAGAGUAAAGGAGGGGGUGGCCAUUCAAUGCUUGUACCCUAUGAUACCCUGACUGCCAAGGAGAAGACCAAAUUCAGAGAAAAAGCCCAGGAUGUCCUCAAGUUCCUUCAUCUUAAUGGCUACACUGUGUGGAGAGAUCGGAAAACAGUGGAGACGGACUUUCCAGCCAUAGUCAACUGCUUUGGCUACACUCUUCUUCAACAGCUGCUGUCUCACACUGAGGAUGCCCAAGAGCACAUGUUGGAACUGGAAGUGUUGCAAGCCAGAGGACAGACGUCCAAAGGGGAGAGAGCUCCACAGCAGCAACCUAUACAUUUUUUUCCCAAGGUUAUCCUUCCUCUUUUGGAACAAUAUGUAAAGAACCACCGUCUGUAUUUCCUAUCCACUUCUCUCUGCUCAAGUGGUAAUAGGGGCCAUGCCUUAAAAAAGGAAAAGGAGAUGAUUGCAAGCCUCUUUUGUAAGCUUGCAGCCCUUGUAAGACACAGGAUCUCAUUCUUUGGAAAUGACGCCUCCUCAGUUGCAAGCUGCCUCCAUGUUUUGGCUCAGGCUCUGGAUGCCAGGACCUUGAUGAAGUCAGCCCCAGAAUCUAUCCAAGCGUCCCUGCAUUCGUUCUUCGAGGCAGCUGCAGCAGAUCUGGAGAUUACUGUGGAAAACCUCUCUGUGACCUUGGUCUGUCUGCCUCAGAGUAGAAGUCAACAGGCUAGAGGAGUGGCCAAAGUCCUCAGUUACACGACCUCCAUUCUUCUCCCAACCCUCACUUCCCUCUUCCAGCAUCUUGGAAGCCAAAACUGUGGAUGCGACCUCCUGGUGGGGAGUAUCCAGGUGUCCUGUUACAGGAUCCUCAACAGCCUCAACUCUCUUGGCACCAGUAGCAGCAUCUACAUGGAGGGGCAGAGGCCAGCAGCAGGUGCUUGUCUUGCAGCCCUGACUGGGACUUUUCCUGUAUGCUUCCUGGAGCCAGCCCUAAACCAAAACAACCCCUUCUCUAUCUACAACACCAUGAGUGCUACUGAGAGAGAAGACGUGGGGCUGCCAGAUCAGGUAGAGAGCAUGUGUCCCCUCCUGCCUUCUCUGGAAGAGUCUCUGGAGGAAGUAGAGGAGUUGGCAGGUGCUGGUGCUGGAGCUCACCAAGCCCACUACAUCCAUGUCACGGAGGUCACCUUGCCCAUGCUGUGCAACUACAUAUCCCUUUGGUGGUACUGGGGCCCUGAGGGCCACCCGGACAGCCCAAACUGCACUUCUGUCAUUCCCCAGCAUGCCAGUGACCUUCUUGGCCACAUCCUCCGUAUCAUCCACAACCAUGUGGGUGCUAGCCAGGGUGAAUGGAUGAAACAGCUGGCAGUUUUUUCUCAGCCUAUCAUAUGCAAAGCUCACCCUAGCCUUUUAAAGAGCCACUUCCUGCCAGUGAUGGAGAAGUUGAGGAAGAGGGCAGAGUGUCUCCUGCUAGAGGAGGAACAGAUGAAAGCAGAAGCAUGUGAUACCUCUGAAGCAGAGUUGCAGAUACAGGAAAAGUUUACUGUACUGGUGCGAGACCUCUAUGCCUUCUACCCCCUCCUCAUCCCAUUUGUGGAUUCCAAUCGAGCCAUCUGGCUGAUGGAGCCAAACCCUGAUGCCGAACAUCUGUUUAGCAUGGUGGCAGAGGUCUUUAUAUUCUGGGCUAAAUCUCAUAAUUUCAAAUGGGAGGAACAAAACUAUGUGGUCCAAAAUGAAAUUAACAACUUGGCUUUCUUGGUCAACAACGACAAAAUGUUUAAGUUCGACCAUGAGAAGAGGAGGAUAAAGAGGAAGGGAGAUCGUUAUUCCACACACACCUCUCUCAUUGUGGCUUCCAUGAAGAAACUGCUCCCUGUGGGGCUCAGGGUUUGCUUUCCCGUCGACCAGACCCUUAUCACGUUGGCUAAGAACGGCUUCACUCAGAAGAACGCUGAAGAUGAAAUUCGAGAGCAUGUUUUCAAUUCCCUUUUGCAUCUUCAGAGUCCGGAAUCAAACUGCUUGAGGCAGGAGAACCUUUAUGUAGAACAGCAGAGUCAGCUAGGGACCAUCGUCGACGCCCAAAGGACUGCAGACAGCAUUUUGGAAAUAGCUCGAGUCUUGUAUUACCUGGACCAGGUGGAACACCCGCAGAGAAGUAAAAAACCUGUGUGGCACAAAGUCUUAUCCAAACAGAGGAAACGAGCAGUGGUGGCCUGCCUUAGGAUGGCUCCCCUCUACAACUUACCCAGGCACAGGGCUGUCAACCUGUUCCUCCAAGGCUACAAUAAAUCCUGGAUCUCAGCUGAGGACCACAGCUUUGAGGAGAAGCUUGUCGAGGAUUUAGCUCUGAGUGGAAAAAGGGGAGGAGUGAUGGAGCUGUGUGGAGGAGACAGAGGGGAAGAAAAGGACGAGCAAGACAAUGCCAAACCAAUCGAUCCCCUCCUACAACUCAUUACACUCUUCAGUCGAAGCGCCUUGACAGAAAGGAGUAAGCUUGGGAAUGACCGUCUCUAUCAGACCUACGCUGCUAUUAUGGCCAAGAGCUGCCACAGAGAGGACGGCGACGACGAUGAUGAUGUUGAGCAAGAGGUUGAAAACUUUGAAGAGAAGGAGAUGGAGAAACAGAAGCUACUGUACCAGCAGGCCAGGCUGCAUCGUCGAGGAGCUUCUGAGAUGGUCCUGCAAACCAUCAGUGCCAGCAAAGGGGCCAUGGGCUCCAUGAUUGCCCCUACACUGAAGCUGGGUAUUGCUGUUCUCAGCGGAGGAAAUGUCACUGUUCAACAGAAAAUGCUGGAUUAUCUGAGGGAGAAGCGCGAUGUCGGCUUCUUUCAGAGCAUAGCUGGACUUAUGCUGUCAUGUAGUGUUCUGGAUCUGAAUGCAUUUGAGAGGAAGAACAAAGCAGAGGGAUUAGGCAUGGCCAUGGACGAGAGCUCAGGAGAGAAGGUGAUGCCUGAUAAAGACAUAACCUGUGACCUGUUCCGUUUUCUACAGCUGCUCUGUGAAGGACACAACUCAGAUUUCCAGAAUUACCUGAGAACACAGACAGGCAACAACACCACUGUCAACAUCAUAAUAUCCACUGUGGACUAUUUACUGAGAGUACAGGAGUCAAUCAGUGACUUCUACUGGUACUACUCAGGCAAGGAUGUGAUCGAUGUACACGGUCAACACAACUUCUCCAAGGCCAUCAAAGUGGCCAAACAGGUUUUCAACACGCUCACUGAGUACAUACAGGGCCCAUGCACUGGGAACCAACAAAGUCUAGCUCACAGUCGUCUGUGGGAUGCUGUUGUGGGAUUCCUUCAUGUCUUUGCACAUAUGCAGAUGAAGCUCUCUCAGGACUCAAGGCAAAUUGAGCUUCUGAAAGGGCUCUUGGAUUUACAAAAGGACAUGGUGGUUUUUCUGCUUUCCAUGUUAGAAGGUAACGUUGUUAAUGGAACUAUUGGAAAGCAGAUGGUGGAUAUGUUGGUGGAAUCAUCAGGCAAUGUGGAGAUGAUCCUCAAGUUUUUCGACAUGUUCCUCAAACUUAAAGACCUCACUUCCUCGGAUUCCUUCAGAGAGUAUGACCCCGAUCGUAAGGGCUUCAUCUCCAGGAAGGACUUCCAGAAAGCCAUGGAGAAUUGUAGGCGUUUCUCUCAAGCCGAGACUCACUUCCUCCUCUCUUGCACAGAAAGUGAUGAAAGUGAAAUCUUGAAUUACGAGGCAUUUGUAGAUCGUUUCCAUGAGCCAGCCAAAGACAUCAGCUUCAGCAUAGCUGUUCUCCUUACUAACCUGUCCGAACACAUGCCCAGCGAUUCAAGGCUGAGGACGUUCUUGGAGCUGGCAGAGUGUGUCCUGACAUACUUCCAACCCUAUCUUGGGCGUAUUGAGAUCCUCGGCAGUGGGAAGCGCAUUGAACGUGUCUACUUUGAGAUCAGUGAAUCCAGCCGCACACAAUGGGAGAAGCCUCAGGUGAAAGAGUCCAAGAGGCAGUUCAUUUUUGAUGUGGUCAACGAGGGUGGAGAGAAGGAGAAAAUGGAGAUGUUUGUUAAUUUCUGCGAGGACACCAUCUUUGAAAUGCAGCUUGCAGCCACGAUAUCUGGCUCUGACACCGGAGAGAGGUGUGCUGAAAAAGGAGGAGAGGAAAAGAGCAAAGAAGAAGAGCUGGACAACAAAGGGAUGUUUUUCAUGUAUCAUUGGCUGUUAGUGCUAAUAUCUGUGCUUUCUGUCAAAAACCUGAAGACACUGAUGAAGAUGACCUUGAAGGAUAUCCUUAUGUCAGCUGUUUUCUUGCUCAGAUUGAUUUUUAUGGCUCAGGUACGGUGUCUUUCUGUUGUAGUUCAUAGCAUCAUAUAUGUACUGUACAUAGCAUUUGUUAGUGGUGGGCUCAUAGAGGGAGCCAAAAGGAUGAGGAUAUCAGACUUGUUGGGUGGGAUCCAUGAGCCAACUCUUGAUGAGGUCACAGGGGUGCCAAGUGGUGUGGAUCGGCUGAGGAAGUACUCUGCCAGUUUGUCUUCCCAGAGAGAAUUUCGGGACAUCGGGCAGGUGUCAGCUGUGACCUCCCCCAGGGAGGUGGAUGUACUGUCAGACAUAUUCGGCCUCAGAGUAAAAAAGGAUGGAAGUCAAUACAGACUUAUAACACAAGACCUCACUGCCAGUCUGACUGACCUUUUCAACACAACCUCCAGAACAAGUGCCACCGCUGACUUUUCUGAGAAGCAUCUUGGGAUGCCACUUAAGGCCCACACUGCCACAGAGGAGAAAACAGAAAAUGAGAAAACGUCAGACGCAAAGGGGAAAGAAUCUGAGAAGAAAAGUGGAAAGGAGAGAACGGAGACAAGAGCCAGGAGAUGUUCGAAUAAGUCAGAGGAACCAGAGACCCAGCAGUCAGUCCUCUGGGAGAUGAUAAGCACGCACAACAAGAGCCUGCUGAAUUGCUUUGCAAGGAACUUUUAUAAUAUGCGCUUGUUGGCUCUGUUCGUUGCCUUUUCAAUCAACUUCAUUCUCCUCUUCUACAAGGUAGCAUCCUUGCCUGCAUCACAAGAAGAGGAAGGAGUGAUCCCAUCUGUUUACAGUGAGAAACAGGACUCUGCUGCUGAAGCUGACAACAAGGGGACAGUUUUUUUUGUGCUGGAGGAGAGCAGUGGAUACAUGGAGCCGUCGCUCCAUUUCUUGGCUGUGGCACACACAAUCAUCUCCUUCUGUUGUAUUAUCGGUUACUACUGCCUCAAGGUACCAUUAGUGAUCUUCAAACGUGAGAAGGAAGUGGCACGACGGCUGGAGUUUGAUGGGCUGUAUGUGACAGAGCAGCCCCCUGAGGAGGACAUCAAAGGGCAAUGGGACCGACUGGUCAUUAACACACCAUCAUUUCCAAGUAAUUACUGGGAUAAGUUUGUGAAGAGGAAGGUGAUGGAUAAGUAUGGUGACGUUUACGGCUGCGAGAAGAUCAGUGAACUCCUAGGUCUAGAUCAGGCUGCUUUAGACUUCAGCUCUGAGAGAAAAGAAAGGACAAAACUGAAGAGAGAGACGGCCUGGAGUGCUCUGUUUCACUCCAUUGACAUGAAGUACCAGGUCUGGAAAGUAGGAGUUGUAUUCACGGACAAUUCCUUCUUGUACCUAGCCUGGUACAUGGCCAUGUCUGUUCUGGGUCACUAUAACAACUUCUUCUUUGCUGUCCAUCUUUUGGACAUCGCAAUGGGCUUCAAGACACUUCGUACCAUUCUUUCCUCUGUCACACACAACGGGAAACAGCUGGUCCUGACUGUGGGCCUGUUGGCGGUUGUCGUGUAUCUCUACACUGUCGUGGCCUUCAACUUCUUCAGGAAGUUUUACAACAAGAGUGACGACAAGGACACCCAAGACAUGAAGUGCAACGACAUGCUGACUUGCUACAUGUUUCACAUGAACGUUGGAGUGCGUGCCGGUGGGGGCAUCGGUGACGAGAUUGUGGACCCCGCUGGAGAUGAGUUUGAGGUUGAGCGCGUUGUCUUCGACAUCACAUUUUUCUUCUUCGUCGUUGUCAUCCUCCUGGCCAUCAUCCAGGGUUUAAUAAUUGAUGCCUUUGGGGAACUGCGUGACCAGCAGGAGCAGGUGAAAGAGGAUAUGGAGACCAAAUGUUUCAUAUGUGGAAUAGGAAGCGAAUACUUUGAUAAAGUCCCUCAUGGAUUUGAGACUCACACUCUGCAGGAGCACAACUUGGCCAACUAUCUAUUUUUUCUGAUGUACCUUAUUAACAAGGAUGAAACUGAACACACGGGGCAGGAAUCCUUUGUGUGGAAAAUGUACCAAGAGCGUUCCUGGGAAUUCUUUCCUGUGGGAGACUGUUUCCGUAAGCAAUAUGAGGAUCAACUGGGAUGAAAGGAAAUCUGAGCCUCUCUAGAUACUUGCGUCCUCACACAGAAGCCAUCUUGAUUGAUGCCCUUGGAUUCAUUCAAUUACCCUUUGCGUGUGCACAGCAUUGAUUUUUGGAGUGAUUUUUUCCCGUUACAGUGUAUAUAUUUAUGCACAUGAGUGUUUCUUUAAGUUAUAUUGAUUAAAUUAUUUGGAGACUAACCAAUAAGGGCCUGUUAUUUAUGUUCAAAUACAAAGUGAAUGUGCUGUUAGUUUUGAGAGUCCUGUGGGCAGGACGUUACUUCUUCCAGUGGUUUCUUUGAGUCUGUAACAAGAAGCAUUGUGACGGUUUACUGUUUUAUACAUCAUUAUCUCAAACAGUCAAAGCUGGCAUUCCAUGGCACUUUGCUGGCUGCGUGUGCGUCUCUGUAAAGCUCAUGUUUUGUGAAUGAAGUGAUUUGUCUUUCUAAUCACAGCUUCCCAUCCCUUUCCCCUGUGUGACAUCCAGAUAAACACUCUCCCUUUUGGCGUUUGUUCUUUUUACCCUCCUCUUUCCUGCUUCUUGCGUCUCUCUCUUGUCUGUUGUACUCAUCUCCUCCUGUCCUUGCUUUCUUAUUCUGUUUUUUCCCCCUUCCCUCUGCUCUCCUCUCCUCUCUCAUCUUCGACUCUUUUCUCUUCUCAUUACCGGUUACUGUAUAGACUGCCAGCAGGUGUCUCAGCGCUCAGGUCAGAAUAUUGCCAUGGAAGCAGAUCACCGAGCCUAACGCGAUUGACCACUGUCAAUGCUGGCAAAGAAAGUCUUUGGGGAAUCCUCGGGUAUGACUCAGUGACUAGAGAGAAGUUUUGUUAAAUGUGUGUGGAUCUAGAGCUUCACAGCGGGAUGACAGGAAUUGGAGGGCCACCUACAGAUAUUGUCCUCAUUAUGCAAAGGUCAAACACUGGGCUUCCAAAAGUCUGCUGCUGAUUAUGUGUUCAUGUUGCUUUUGAGUUAUGACUUGUAAGCAUACGCAUAGAAGUCACUGGAGAAUAAAUAAAAAUCUUUAGGUAAAAGAUGAGCAACUCUUGCUUUUGUCCAAGAAAGAAUUAUGGUUUCUUGCAUUAACAGAAGUCAUUUUAAGAAAUUUAGCUAAGUGGCUAAAGUGGUAAUUACAGUCAGGCUUUACUGCUAUGUAAUGCUUCUGUCUGAAUUAAUAGAAAUUGGCCCACUUACUGCAGAGAUUUUCACCAUUAGGCUGAGCAGUGUUGUGAUUAAAUGGUGAAUCUACAAUAUUUCCAUGGUAUGAUAGAUGAUUUAGAAAAUACAUUUCAUCAAUCGGACUUUAUUUAUAUUGUACUUUUCAUAUAAACAAAAUGUAACACAAAGUGCUUCACACAAUAAAUAACCACCUCGCUCUUCACAGCACAAACUGAGGAAUGAGGCUGUGUACUGAAUCGUAAAAACCAAGCCUGUGGGAUGAAAUGUGAUUAUCUGUUCAACAGUUUUUACGUCCCUGCACUGGAAUCAGUAACUAUAUUUUGACAGCGUUUUCUGCAUAUUUGACACAUUUUGACGUUUUAUCCAAACAAAAAGAAACUAUUUUUUGAAUUCCAAUAACUUAGCUUAUAUUUCUGUGUUAAUUAUGCCACACAUUGUAGUUCCAAAUGAUUUUAUAUGGCUUUGUAGUUACCAAGCUAUUGGAACAACAAUACCGCACUGAACAAAUUAGGUAUCUGCUUUCUAUCUUUAUAUACCUGAGGUUUAAAUGCCAGUAAACUUUCAUAUUAUUUUGACCACAUUGUCUAUUUUGUCUUGGUUGAGUAUUGUUCCUAUGAAAGGAAAGAUAUGACCAGUAAAAAUAUGAAUGGAUAGUUUC
Larimichthys crocea (large yellow croaker) is the source of this 16729-nucleotide messenger RNA. It is a transcript of the gene ryr2b, whose product is annotated as ryanodine receptor 2b (cardiac). Gene Ontology annotation, molecular function: protein binding; calcium ion binding; ryanodine-sensitive calcium-release channel activity. The coding region runs from base 51 to 14903 and encodes 4950 amino acids. Gene Ontology annotation, biological process: release of sequestered calcium ion into cytosol by sarcoplasmic reticulum; intracellular calcium ion homeostasis; striated muscle contraction. The transcript has 104 exons. Gene Ontology annotation, cellular component: smooth endoplasmic reticulum; Z disc; calcium channel complex. NCBI's taxonomy places the organism in Eukaryota, Metazoa, Chordata, Actinopteri, Sciaenidae. The record is from RefSeq and is a predicted model, not a curated record.